Penaeus chinensis is the source of this 1212-nucleotide messenger RNA. RefSeq names its product sorbitol dehydrogenase-like. The transcript has 8 exons. Bases 1 to 1053 code for a protein of 350 amino acids. Gene Ontology annotation, biological process: D-sorbitol catabolic process. Gene Ontology annotation, molecular function: L-iditol 2-dehydrogenase (NAD+) activity. Lineage: Eukaryota; Metazoa; Arthropoda; Malacostraca; Decapoda; Penaeidae. The record is from RefSeq and is a predicted model, not a curated record.
AUGGAGAGGAGGAACGUUGCCGCUGUGUUGUACAAAGCUCAGGAUAUGAGGCUGGAGGAGAGACCAAUUCCUGAACCGAAGGCUGGAGAGGUGCUCCUUCGAGUGGGCAGCGUGGGUAUCUGUGGCUCUGACGUCCAUUACUGGUGGAAGGGCAGGACGGGAAGAUUCGUGGUGGAAUCUCCCCUCGUCCUGGGCCACGAGACCUCGGCUGCGGUGGUCACGUGCGGGCCGAGGGUCAAGCAUCUCCAGCCAGGAGACCGAGUGGCCAUCGAACCAGGCGUACCGUGUCGACGCUGCGAGCACUGCAAGGGCGGGCGUUAUAACGUCUGUCCUGGCGUGGAGUUCUGUGCGACGCCCCCUGUUGAUGGCACACUUACAGACUACUACGUUCACCCUGCUGAUUUCUGCUUUAAACUCCCCGAGCACGUGAGCGACGAGGAAGGAGCUCUACUGGAGCCCCUCGCGGUGGCAGUGUACUCCUGCAGGAGGGCUGAGGUCACCGCCGGCACCCAUGUCCUGAUCCUCGGAGCGGGACCGAUCGGUCUCGUGUCCCUCCUCGCCGCCAAGGCCAUGGGGGCGUCCGUCGUCUGCAUCACUGACAUCAACGACAGCCGCCUGAAUUUCGCCAAGAGCUUGGGAGCCGACGAAACCGUGAACGUGUCUGGAACGUGUCCCAAGGAAGCGGCUAUCAAGGUGUUGAGUCGGCCGGCGUUCAGACCGACAGCCAUCAUCGAGUGUUCGGGAGCGGAGAGUUCGUAUCAGCUGGGGAUCCUGGCCAGCGCUCCUCGCGGUGUCAUGGUAACGGUCGGACGCGGAAACUAUGACGUCACGGUCCCCCUGGUGGUCGGCGCCGCAAAAGAAAUGGACAUCCGGGGCAUCUUCAGAUAUGCCAACUGUUAUCCCGCCGCGCUGGCUAUGGUGUCCUCCGGGUUGGUGGAUGUGAAGCCCUUGGUGACCCACAGGUUCACCAUCCACGAGGUCCUGGAGGCUUUCCACGCAGCCAAGGACGGCGCCGCGAUCAAAGUUAUGAUUCGUGUUAACCAAGAGGAAUAAUGAAGCGACAGGGACGAGGGGAAACUUCUGAUGAUUGCCUAUGUUGAUGUGUAUUUUAUGUUGGUUAAUGGGCAGAUAAAUAUAUAUACACGCACUCCUCCCUCAUACAUAUAUAUAUUUAUAUAUAUAUGCAAAUAUAUAUGUAUAUAUAUAUAUACG